AUGAGGACAUCAGCAUUCUCCUUCAUUGGAGUUCGCAAACAUUUUUGGAAGGAAGUUAUUUAUAAUAUCUAAUUAAACUAAGAAUCUAUAGAGAUGACUGAAAUUGUAAGAAUAAUUUUAUAUUUAGAAAUCUAAAUCACCAAAGUACAUUCUGCCAUUAAAAUUGUCAACUGUUAUUGAAAUUACUGGAUAAGUAAGUAAAAAUAAUAGGAAUUUCAGUGGAUUCUUGUUUAAAUACAAAGACUCAACUAAAUUAAUGAAUUGUAGAUCUUAGGAUAUAGCUAUGUAAGUAUACUUAUUUUAAUUAGUUUUAUGGAUAUGGUAAGUAACUAAAUAACUUUUCUAAAUAUCACUAUGUUCUAUUAGGCAAUCGAAAUAAUAGGAAGAGGCAGUUCAUCAAGUGUUUCUGUUUUGAUCGAUAUAUAUUCAUAAGAACAAUUUGCUGUCAAAAGUAUAGAUAAAGAAUACCUGUAGAAGAAUGAUAAGUUAUAGGUAAUUAUAUAUAUUAUAUAUAUAGAUAUUAUUUGAAAAUGAAGUGAAGAUCUUAUAAGAAUUGACCAAAUAUAAUCAUCAAAAUUAUUUUGUGCAUUUAUACAGAGUAUUUGAGAGCAAAACAUCUUACUAUUUAAUCUUGAAUCUUAUGAAAGGUAAAUCACUUACUGCCUACUACAAUAAAAUCAAAGUAAGCGAUUAUGUUAAUUUAUUUGAAAUUAGAAAUAAUCAGAUACCAAGUUAUUCUCUCCAGAUAUUACUAAAUCAAUUAUGAAGAGACUCCUUUCUGGUGUUUCACUUUUGCAUUGUCAUAGAGUAUAAAAUUAAUCUAAUUUAGAUAAUCCAUAGGGAUCUUAAGCCUGACAAUUUAUUACUUCUAGAACCAAAUAAUGUUGACACUUUAGCCAUUGCUGAUUUUGGAUUAGCAACUUAUAGUAAUGUAGAAAAGUUGUAAUUUUUACUAUCCAAUAGGUAUUCAUAUCCAAUAUGUGGAACUAAAGGAUAUAUGGCACCAGAAAUUACUCAUUAUAAAGAUGGAUAAAUUAAAUAUGAUGAAUAAAUUGACAUCUACAGUAUUGGUGUCAUUUUUGUUUGGCUGUAUUUUUAUUAUAAUCCUAGACUCACUGGAGAUAUAGAUAAACAUAAUCCUAAAUUAUAAAAGUUGGAUUCCAUUACUUAAAAUUUAUUAAAUAACCUUUUAAGAACAAAUCCAAAAGAAAGAUUGUCAGCAUAAGCAACACUUGAUCAUCCAUAUUUCUAAACUGAUGAAACAACUAAGAAGACUUUUCAAUCCUAAUAUGGAUUUGUAACUCCAAUUUUUAUAUUCUAGGAAAAUGUAGAUUGUGACUCUAUUGUACAACAUGAGGAUUUGAAAAAUUAUUCAUUGCCUUUAAUGAAGAAACCUUAAAGAUAAAUUUGA
Messenger RNA from Paramecium primaurelia, 1411 nucleotides. Lineage: Eukaryota; Ciliophora; Oligohymenophorea; Peniculida; Parameciidae. The record is from the annotation of a GenBank genome assembly.